AAUAACAUCUCCGGCUUAAAAAAUAAACGAAAAUAUAUUUUGUGCCGAGAUUUUUAUUUGUGAAAUAAUCGGUGAAAAAUUAUUUUUUGAGUUAUUCGACUAGAACCCAGUGCAUUGCAGAAUGGGCAGCGCGGAAUAGGGAAGUCGCAGAUACCGAGUGAAGUGCAUCAGAAAUAGUGUACAAGUGCCACAUUGUGCAUGCAACAGUGCACAUUUAAGUGCCUCAUUGUGAAUGCAGCAACAGUGCAUCGAUUGAUUGCAUCGAAACAGUAGGCACGGCCUUAAAUACAAGUUGAUGUCAAACUGAUACUACAUUUAUUUGAUCCAUUUAUUUAUAUCCGUGUUGAUUUAUGGUUGAUAUUUUGAGGAUCGGGCGGCCAGCAACGACUCUACUCGUAUGAAUCAUUGGAGUUUCCAACUGCCGUUUGAUUGCGUUGACUCGAGCAAUCCUACGUUGUAAAGUCCACAAACCAGAGAAACCAAUGAAAAAUAUGCACAGAAAAUUCAAAAAAUCCAAACGUCAGUCGACUUGGGGCGAAGACAGUUUCAGUGCGAAGAGACCCAAGUUGGAUAAAGAAUAUCAACGGAAUGAUAAGAAACAGAAAGCCAUCAAGCCAGUAACGGAUUCCAAAAAGACGAUUCAGAAAACUAUACACAAAUUGAAAGAAAUUAUGGAAAAACUAUUGAAAAGAAAGAUGGAGACACAGAUCCAGUCAGCAACGGAUCCCACACAGAUAGACAAUAAAGAGGUACAAAAAGCGAAAAAAAAAUCAUAUCACAAGAAAAAUAUGUUAUCGAAAAGGAAGGCAAAGCGGGGAAAAGGCAAGGUCCCUUCGAAAAAGCACAAGUCAAAGGAUGAACACAAUACAGACCAAAAACCGGGUGGCUUCGUGUUCGAUCGCAGGGACCCCUUCGCGCGGACAGCCGAGGACGAGGUCCGUCUACGUCAGCGGCCUUCCAAGUUUUUCCGCAUGGGAACUCGGAAAUCGCUAUUGUGCAUUUCCGCGAUCAAAAUCCCCAAACCAGCGGGGCCCCCAAAGAAGAAAGGAAUACAAAAAUCUCUUUCGAAGUGCAAUAAACAUUACAAGAAACAUUUCGGAUCAAAAGCAAAAUCACAAGUAAAAAUCCUCCAAAUAAAGAAUACAAUCGUACGGAAUAUAACGGCCGCAAAGGGGAAUGUAACAGAACCUCUUUUCCUAACCACAAAUCCCAAGUUUCCACAUCCCAAAGCUCUAUUUCUAGAGAACAUUGACCGCAUAAAAAAGAAGAAGAAAUCACCGACUCCAUUCGCGUUUGUACGCCCGGAGACCUCAUUUUGGGAGAGCAUUGAUCAUUGUGAUCCCACAGAGCCUGCUUUACCCGAAAAACGGAUCCAACCUGUGAUGCACCCCAUAAAAGAGGAUAAUGUCUCACCGUUUCAUGUGUUUUCGGACAUGGACAUAUUCCCAUACCCCAUAAAAGAGGAGAACGUCUCACCACUUCUUGUGUUUCCGGACAUGGAUCAGUCCAUAGAUUCUAAUGUACACCCCGACAGCUCUUUUUGGGCGGGCACGAACAAUUUUGAUCCCAUAGAGCCUGAUGUAUUUGAAAUAUGGAUGCACCCCAUAAAAGAGGAGAAGACAUCACCGACUCCAUUUGCGUUUCCGUACGGAGAACAGUCCUCAGAUCGCAACGUUGUACGCCCGGAGACCCCAUUUUGGGAGAGAAUGCAUCAUUGUGAUCCCAGAGAGCCUACUUUACCCGAAAAACGGAUUCAACCUGUGAUGCACCCCAUCAAAGAGGAGAAUGUCUCACCGUAUCUUGAGUUUUCUGACAAGUACAUAUUCCCAUACCCCAUAAAAGGAGAGAACAUCUCACCGAUUCUUGUGUUUCCGGACAUGGAUCAGUUCAUAGAUUCUAAUGUACACACCGACAGCUCUUUUUGGGCGGGCACGAACAAUUUUGAUCCCAUAGAGCCUGAUGUAUUUGAAAUAUGGAUGCACCCCAUAAAAGAGGAGAAGACAUCACCGACUCCAUUUGCGUUUCCGUACGGAGAACAGUCCUCAGAUCGCAACGUUGUACGUCCGGAUACCCCAUUAUGGGAGAGCAUUGAUCAUUGUGAUCCCACAAAUCCUGAUUUACCCGAAAAACGGAUCCAACCUUUGAUGCACGCCAUAAGAGAGGAGAAUGUCUCACCGCUUCUUGUGUUUCCGGACAUGGAUCAGUCCAUAGAUUCCAAUGUUGUACACCCCGACAGCUCUUUUUGGGCAGGCACGAACAAUUUUGAUCCCAUAGAGCCUGAUGUAUUUGAAAUAUGGAUGCACCCCAUAAAAGAGGAAAAGACAUCACCGACUCCAUUUGCGUUUCCGUACGGAGAACAGUCCUCAGAUCGCAACGUUGUACGUCCGGAUACCCCAUUAUGGGAGAGCAUUGAUCAUUGUGAUCCCACAAAUCCUGAUUUACCCGAAAAACGGAUCCAACCUUUGAUGCACGCCAUAAGAGAGGAGAAUGUCUCACCGCUUCUUGUGUUUCCGGACAUGGAUCAGUCCAUAGAUUCCAAUGUUGUACACCCCGACAGCUCUUUUUGGGCAGGCACGAACAAUUUCGAUCCCAUAGAGCCUGUUGUAUUUGAAAUAUGGAUGCACCCCAUAAAAGAGGAGAAGACAUCACCGACUCCAUUUGCGUUUCCGUACGGAGAACAGUCCUCAGAUCGCAACGUUGUACGCCCGGAUACCCCAUUUUGGGAGAGAAUUGAUAAUUGUGAUCCCAGAGAGCCUACUUUACCCGAAAAACGGAUCCAACCUUUGAUGCACGCCAUAAGAGAGGAGAAUGUCUCACCGCUUCUUGUGUUUCCGGACAUGGAUCAGUCCAUAGAUUCCAAUGUUGUACACCCCGACAGCUCUUUUUGGGCAGGCACGAACAAUUUUGAUCCCAUAGAGCCUGAUGUAUUUGAAAUAUGGAUGCACCCCAUAAAAGGGGAGAAGACAUCACCGACUCCAUUUGCGUUUCCGUACGGAGAACAGUCCUCAGAUCGCAACGUUGUACGCCCGGAGACCCCAUUUUGGGAGAGAAUUGAUAAUUGUGAUCCCAGAGAGCCUACUUUACCCGAAAAACGGAUCCAACCUUUGAUGCACGCCAUAAGAGAGGAGAAUGUCUCACCGCUUCUUGUGUUUCCGGACAUGGAUCAGUCCAUAGAUUCCAAUGUUGUACACCCCGACAGCUCUUUUUGGGCAGGCACGAACAAUUUCGAUCCCAUAGAGCCUGUUGUAUUUGAAAUAUGGAUGCACCCCAUAAAAGAGGAGAAGACAUCACCGACUCCAUUUGCGUUUCCGUACGGAGAACAGUCCUCAGAUCGCAACGUUGUACGCCCGGAGACCCCAUUUUGGGAGAGAAUUGAUAAUUGUGAUCCCAGAGAGCCUACUUUACCCGAAAAACGGAUCCAACCUUUGAUGCACGCCAUAAGAGAGGAGAAUGUCUCACCGCUUCUUGUGUUUCCGGACAUGGAUCAGUCCAUAGAUUCCAAUGUUGUACACCCCGACAGCUCUUUUUGGGCAGGCACGAACAAUUUCGAUCCCAUAGAGCCUGUUGUAUUUGAAAUAUGGAUGCACCCCAUAAAAGAGGAGAAGACAUCACCGACUCCAUUUGCGUUUCCGUACGGAGAACAGUCCUCAGAUCGCAACGUUGUACGCCCGGAGACCCCAUUUUGGGAGAGCAUUGAUCAUUGUGAUCCCACAAAUCCUGAUUUACCCGAAAAACGGAUCCAACCUUUGAUGCACGCCAUAAGAGAGGAGAAUGUCUCACCGCUUCUUGUGUUUCCGGACAUGGAUCAGUCCAUAGAUACCAAUGUUGUACACCCCGACAGCUCUUUUUGGGCAGGCACGAACAAUUUUGAUCCCAUAGAGCCUGAUGUAUUUGAAAUAUGGAUGCACCCCAUAAAAGAGGAGAAGACAUCACCGACUCCAUUUGCGUUUCCGUACGGAGAACAGUCCUCAGAUCGCAACGUUGUACGCCCGGAUACCCCAUUUUGGGAGAGAAUUGAUAAUUGUGAUCCCAGAGAGCCUACUUUACCCGAAAAACGGAUCCAACCUUUGAUGCACGCCAUAAGAGAGGAGAAUGUCUCACCGCUUCUUGUGUUUCCGGACAUGGAUCAGUCCAUAGAUUCCAAUGUUGUACACCCCGACAGCUCUUUUUGGGCAGGCACGAACAAUUUUGAUCCCAUAGAGCCUGAUGUAUUUGAAAUAUGGAUGCACCCCAUAAAAGAGGAGAAGACAUCACCGACUCCAUUUGCGUUUCCGUACGGAGAACAGUCCUCAAAUCGCAACGUUGUACGCCCGGAGACCCCAUUUUGGGAGAGAAUUGAUAAUUGUGAUCCCAGAGAGCCUACUUUACCCGAAAAAACGGAUCCAACCUUUGAUGCACGCCAUAAGAGAGGAGAAUGUCUCACCGCUUCUUGUGUUUCCGGACAUGGAUCAGUCCAUAGAUUCCAAUGUUGUACACCCCGACAGCUCUUUUUGGGCAGGCACGAACAAUUUCGAUCCCAUAGAGCCUGUUGUAUUUGAAAUAUGGAUGCACCCC
Messenger RNA from Drosophila pseudoobscura, 4554 nucleotides. RefSeq lists its product as uncharacterized. Lineage: Eukaryota; Metazoa; Arthropoda; Insecta; Diptera; Drosophilidae. The coding region runs from base 483 to 4538 and encodes 1351 amino acids. The transcript is spliced from 3 exons. The record is from RefSeq and is a predicted model, not a curated record.